Ochlerotatus camptorhynchus is the source of this 1118-nucleotide messenger RNA. Its product is annotated as L-aminoadipate-semialdehyde dehydrogenase-phosphopantetheinyl transferase. The record is from RefSeq and is a predicted model, not a curated record. The transcript has a single exon. Gene Ontology annotation, cellular component: cytosol. Bases 218 to 1096 code for a protein of 292 amino acids. Gene Ontology annotation, molecular function: magnesium ion binding; holo-[acyl-carrier-protein] synthase activity. Lineage: Eukaryota; Metazoa; Arthropoda; Insecta; Diptera; Culicidae.
CUGUCAAACUCGUCACUCGAUUUAUUAUCAUUUCGCACCUUCCUUGCCCAGUGUUUUAUGCGAUUUGUGUAUUUACAAAUUUGGCCGAUCUGCAACUGUUUAUUCCACACCGGUAUGUUUACAAAUUAAUCGGCCAUCGACGCCCAUCGCCGCCAAACGGUUGAGGAGAAAAGACUGCCGUUGUGCUACCGGAACAAGUGGUCGUCGCUAGAAGAAAAUGUCACUACGCAAUGGGGGCCAUGUACGAUGGGCGUUUGACCUCGCUAGUUGGCGACCCAGUUUGACGGAUUUGCUGCUGGCGACGUCGUGCAUCCAACCGGAGGAGAAGGCACGGCUGGCCAAAUUUGUGUUUCGCGAUGAUUUCAACGCUUCACUGAUCGGACGGUUGAUGAUGCGGCGGUUCGUCCAUCUGGCUACCGGGCUGCAGUACGAUCAGAUCCAGUUCGAUCGGGAUCUGAAGGGGAAACCGUUUCUGAAGAACGAAGGCUACGUGAUCGAUUUUAACGUUUCCCAUCAGGGGCGUUACUCGGUGCUGGCAGGGUUGGUGACAGCUAGGGAUGGGCCGACUGAUGGAAAAGUGCCAAAGAUUGGCGUUGACGUGAUGAAAAUCGAGUACAGCGGAGGAAAACCGUUGGGGGAAUUUUUCAGACUGAUGAAUCGGAACUUUUCGGACGACGAGUGGCGGUACAUCAGGAGUCAACCGAAUGAGGCGGAACAGCUGGAGGCAUUUAUGCGGAAUUGGUGUUUGAAGGAGAGUUACGUUAAGAACGUUGGCGUUGGAAUAACGGUUGAUUUGCGGAAGAUUAAUUUCGCAAUCGGAAGCAAGGUGUUGGAUAGGAAGAAGGUUGUCUGUGAUAGCACACUGAAGCUGAACGAUGUACUGUUCAGGGACUGGCGUUUCGAGGAAUCUCUUAUCGAUAAGAACCACUGCGUAGCCGUGGCGUUGGAAAAUUUCCCCUUAGAUGCCGACCUAACUGAAAAUUGUUUCGAAAUUAUCGGUUUCGAUACACUGGUGGAAGGCCAUAAGCCGCUUUUGGCAAUCGAUGAACAUUACUGUGGCGGUAUUAUCAAUAAGGAAUAUAAGAAAUCUAAAUAAAGUUGUUUUUAUAUUUUUGCAA